GAUACCCGGAGUGCUGUAAUAGCCAGUAGAAGAAGGAAAAAAAAAAAAAAAAAUCCCCCAAACCCCGGGGGGCCUAAGUUCAAUAUCGUCCCUCCCGUCCCCCCGCUCUAGCUCCCAACUCACCUUCUUCUUUACCUUCUUCUUUUGUACAGUAAUUCCCUGUCUGGGAACAAAAAGAUUCGAGUUUUCUUACAGGGCGAUCCAUACGGCGUCGUUCGCAGAUCGCGUGACACCUUCCAUUGAAGCUCUCAGAUCUGGUGACGUCAUCUCGCGUUCCUCCCCCCAUCGUAUUUAUUCACAGUUUUGUUUUUGUGUUUGAUAAUAAAAAAAAAGGAUUGGGUGGAGAAGAAUGGACCGAGAUGAACUCCGGUUGAUUCUGUCGAAAUCGGGAACGGACGUGUGGACGCUGAUCGAGACGGCGAUUGAGGUGGCAUCUGUGGACUACGCCGGCGAGUUGAAGGAUCGCCGCGACGGAAUCGUUGAGAAGCUCUAUUGGAAUCGGUGCCGGAACUGCAACGACCAAGUCAACGGUCACUUCGCCGGCAAUGGUUUUCCAAUCGUUGAGAGGGAGAUCAGUAAGAGCCCUUCCACUCCGGAGUCUAAUCAUCGUCUUCAUGAUGAUAUUGGACGGGAAGAAGGCGAAGAGGGGGAGGAGGCGGAUCCGUACGGAGGUUUGUUGGACGAUGAGCAGACCAGAAUUCUCCAAAUCAAGGAGGAACUUGAAGAUCCAGAACAGUCUGACGAAUCUGUGAUUGAGCUGCUGCAAAACCUUGAAGAUAUGGAUAUUACGUUUCAAGCUCUGAAGGAAACUGACAUUGGAAGGCACGUGAAUCGGUUGAGGAAGCAUCCGUCAAAUGAAGUGAAGAGAUUGGUGAAACAGUUAGUCAGGAAAUGGAAAGAAAUUGUAGAUGAAUGGGCUAAGCUCAACGCACCAGAAAAAGCUUCUUCAAAUGUCAUUGCUGAGGGAGACUCACCCCAGCACCACUUACAUAAGAAUCAACAGAGUGGUCAUCAUCAGGUUCCUGAUUUUGGAUAUUCUCCAAAUCCAAGAAAUGGGAGUUCAAGCCUAGACCGGAAUAAUUCAGAACACGAAAAGAAACAAAAAUCAGUUCCAAGGAAUGAAACACCCCAAAGGCCACUUCAAUCUGCUCCCAAGCCAGCUUCAGCUCCUCCCCCAUCUAGGCCUCCAAGGGAAUCAGUGGUAGAUAUGGAGAAACUAAAUUCAGCACGGAAGAGGCUUCAGGAGAACUACCAAGAAGCACAAAAUGCUAAAAAGCAAAGGACAAUACAGGUGAUGGACAUUCACGAGAUCCCGAAACCAAAGAACGCCUUCUUCUCCAAGAAUAAAGGAGGCUUUCAGGGAAGGCAUCAUCGCUAAUGAAUGGUGUCAGGAGCCCAGCCUGUUUGAGUGUACAAAUAAUACACUGCUUUAUUUAUUAUUGUUACGGUGCUGCACUUAUAUAGCAUACGUUCCUGAUAACUGGAUUUUACCCAAAAGUGGGGGAAUCCCUUCCUUGUUACCUUUUUUUCUUCCUUGAUACUAAAAAAGCACAGUCCUUUUUCUUCAUAUUUAUAUGAAUUUUAUUUCUUUGGGUUUGGUUAAAUGCUCUUCACUCUGUUUCAGUUUGACCUGUACAUAGUUUCAAGGGCCACUUUUUUGGUCUG
This is a messenger RNA of Cuscuta campestris, 1665 nucleotides long. The record is from the annotation of a GenBank genome assembly. NCBI's taxonomy places the organism in Eukaryota, Viridiplantae, Streptophyta, Magnoliopsida, Solanales, Convolvulaceae.